AUGGAUCAGUGUGCGUCCAGGGUGCUGCCAAUCAUCGACGAGGGGUCGGAGUUGGAGUCGGAGACGGGGUCGUCAACGGAGGGCGUGGCGCCCGAGACGACGACGAGGAAGGCCGCGGCGGCGGCCGCGGCGAGGGCCAUAGCCGAGCGCAGGAAGGCGAUCGUGGCCAGGAUGAGGGAGCUGCUCCGGCGCGCCGUCGUGCAGUCGUCCUCGGCGGCGGCGACUCAGUCCAAGCUCCGCUCCUCCACCGUGGCCACCGCCAAGAAAUGGAAGAGGGUGGUGAGCUUCAAGAGCUGGGACCAUCAGCGGCGGCGGCAGGCCGUCCACGGCAGGCUCGACGGCAUGAGCUCCGCGUCGUCGGUGUCCAGCGCCAGCAGGAACAGCCUCAGCAGCCGGGACGCUGCCUUCCCGCGCUCCCCUCCACUGUACACCACCGCGUAUAACCAUACGAACAAGAUAUGCUUCGAAGAGAUCAUGGCGAUGGAGCAUGAGGCUCACUGGAUCACCACGGAUUCCGACUUCGUCGUGCUGGAGCUCUAG
Molecule: messenger RNA, 540 nt
Organism: Triticum turgidum subsp. durum (durum wheat)
Lineage: Eukaryota; Viridiplantae; Streptophyta; Magnoliopsida; Poales; Poaceae
Source: the annotation of a GenBank genome assembly